GUGAUCAGGAGAGGAUUUAUCAGUAUGCACGUCUAUAAAGAGGUCCUAUCGUAACCAUAACAAACAGAUUGCUUCGCCACAUCCCCUGAUAUACCUUCAUUCCAUGACUGACACAUCGUCUACCGCAUUAAGGAGAUGACUUCUGGUGUUGUGACUCCGCCCCCUUACUGGCUGGCCGACUUCCAACUGACCCAGGAAUGAACUGCCAAACCAUCCAGUCCGGGGCACACUGUUCCUGUCUCAGGAUCCUGAUCCCCAACUGUAUUCCAGACCAGCGUGAAACCAUGAAUUUCUCCUCUUCCUCUCCCCCCUCUCUCCCCCCUCAACCUCCUCCCUCCUCCCCUGGCUUCUCUCAAAUUCUAGGCGCUGUCAUCCUGAUCUUGGCAUUUGUUCUGGGUUUCCCGGGGAACUUGUUUGUGGUGUGGACAGUGUUGUGUCGCGUGACCCGGCGCUCCGUCACCUGCCUGCUGGUCUUGAAUUUGGCCGCUGCAGAUGCCCUGGUUCUGCUCAGUGCUCCCUUCUUCAUGCGUUAUGUCAUAGGGGGCAGGGGAUGGGAGUUUGGGACGGUCUUCUGCAAGCUGGUUCAUUACCUCUGUAGUAUCAAUAUGUACGCCUCCAUCUUCCUCAUCACCACCAUGAGCCUUGACCGCUUCCUUGCCGUGUCCCGCCCCUUCCUGUCCCAGCAGCUGCGUACCAAGAAGGUCCUGCUUAAAACUCUGCUGGUCAUCUGGAGCCUGGCUUUCCUCUUCGCGAUUCCCAUGCCCUUCUACCGCAGCGUUUUCCCAAAAGGAGGAUUGUUUUACUGCAUACCGUUCCACAGCGAUCCAAAGCACAUGGUUUUCCAAUACCUGAUGGAGACCAUCUUUGGAUUCCUUAUCCCGUUUGCCAUAAUCGCAUUCUGCUACACAUAUGUAGGCUUGCGGCUAAGAAAUGCCAUGUUUCAAAGAAAAGGAAAAGGUAGCCGAAUCAUUCUUCUCAUCGUGGCUGUCUUUGUAGUCUUCUGGAUGCCCUACCACAUCGUGAACCUGAUCCAGGUUUCGAGUGCUUUAGCUUGGGAAGAAUCGCUCAAAGAGGCUCUCCUGAAUGCUGCGAAAACAGCCAGGCCCAAUGUGACGGCCUUCGCGUUCUUUAGCAGCAGCAUCAACCCUAUUCUCUAUGUCUUCGUCGGGAGUUCCCAUAUCCGCAGCGCCGGCUUGAAUUUCAUGGCCAAGAUGUUCGAGGGGACUUAUUCCGAAGGGUCAGGAUCACGCCGGUUUUCCAGGAGCACUCGCUCAACACGUAGCGGAUCCCUGGAGGCUACUUCGCUCCGGAAGAUAUCUCUAAAACCGGUGAAGGACAAGAGACAGGGUCGGGAUGUGGAAAGAGCUGGAAUGAUGGCCGAAUUGAGGAGGGUCUGCACGACUGAUGAAAAGGAGACAGGGAACCAGUCUUCAUCUUAGAGAGGAAUGCUUGCCAUCUGUUUUGAAGACUGCACAGAUUUCUAUGCUGAAGAUGUAUGCAACCCUGAUCAACUCCUUGGAGUCGAGGGUCCUGGUGGCUCCUUCCCAACCCAUAGGGAAAAUACACAGCUCACUGCUACCUCUUCCACCUCUCUGAGAAAUGCUUGAACAUCUAGUUGUCUUCUAUUUUCAAUCUGCUAAGCCUGAAUAUUGCACAUAAUGCAAAUUGCGCAUUCAUAUUUAUCUGUAGAUGUUCAUACCCCCAAAGAUAUAAUUGUUAGACUUUCUUUAAACUAUUAUUGCUUUAGUUUUGAACAAUGUUUAUGUUUUUAGUCAGCACAAUGGCAGUAGUUACAGUAUCAAUAUACAGUUGUAGUCAAGAGUUGCAUAACACAAUGGAGAUUUAUAAUUCUAGAAAAUUCUCAAAAAAAAAAUUAUAGGAAAACUCUUUUGUAGCAAAAGUUUUACUUUUGCGGAUGAGGGGGAAAAAAA
Polyodon spathula (Mississippi paddlefish) is the source of this 1931-nucleotide messenger RNA. RefSeq names its product leukotriene B4 receptor 1-like. Gene Ontology annotation, cellular component: plasma membrane. The transcript is spliced from 5 exons. NCBI's taxonomy places the organism in Eukaryota, Metazoa, Chordata, Actinopteri, Acipenseriformes, Polyodontidae. Gene Ontology annotation, biological process: complement receptor mediated signaling pathway; positive regulation of cytosolic calcium ion concentration; inflammatory response. The record is from RefSeq and is a predicted model, not a curated record. Gene Ontology annotation, molecular function: complement receptor activity; leukotriene receptor activity. The coding region runs from base 198 to 1439 and encodes 413 amino acids.